Anguilla anguilla (European eel) is the source of this 4669-nucleotide messenger RNA. RefSeq names its product transcription factor SPT20 homolog. Gene Ontology annotation, biological process: regulation of transcription by RNA polymerase II. The transcript has 24 exons. Gene Ontology annotation, cellular component: SAGA complex. NCBI's taxonomy places the organism in Eukaryota, Metazoa, Chordata, Actinopteri, Anguilliformes, Anguillidae. Gene Ontology annotation, molecular function: transcription coregulator activity. The record is from RefSeq and is a predicted model, not a curated record. Bases 243 to 2807 code for a protein of 854 amino acids.
UCCGCCCACAUAACGGAAGCACACCUUUUGUUGUCAUUUUGCAAGAAAAUGGCUUCUGUAAGAGCACAAGUAUAAGGGAAUGAACAUACCAACCGCAUAUUAGCUAGCUGGUCUGAAUUUUGUGUGAUCUGUUGUGAUUGACUUAUUGGUUGCUUCGUAAAAGACAAUGCACUUGCUGGAUUGGUGUCACCGUGUGCUCUUCAUGGGUCAGAUGGGAGACAGAUGGCGAUGACAGAAGAACAAUGAUAAAACGUUACUGGUUUCAUUCCGCAAUGCAACAGGCUUUGGAAUGUGCAUUGGAUCGGGCAGAGUACAUUGUGGAGAGUGCCCGUCAGCGGCCGGCCAAAAAGAGAAUUCCAUCUAGUGGGAGGAAGUCUCUGUAUCAAAAGCUGUACGAACUGUACACUGAAGAAUGUGAGAAGGAGCCAGAGUUAAAGAAACUGAGGAGAAACGUGAACCUCCUGGAGAAGCUGGCCUCACAAGAAUCAGUGUCCUGUCUGGUGGUCAACCUGUAUCCAGGAAACGAGGGCUACUCUUUGAAACUCAGGGGGAAAAAUGGAAGUGACUCAGAGACAAUCCGGUUGCCGUACGAGGAGGGGGAGUUGCUGGAGUACCUGGAUGCUGAAGAACUUCCCCCUGUCCUGGUGGACCUUCUGGAGAAAUCACAGGUGAACAUCUUCCACUGUGGGUGUGUGAUCGCGGAGGUGCGGGACUACCGCCAGUCCGGGAACACCAAAAUGCCCGUGUACCAGAGCCACCACGUCCUGCUGAAGCCCACCAUGCAGACCUUGAUCUGUGAUGUCCACGCUAUGACGAGCGACAGCCACAAAUGGACGCAGGACGACAAGCUGCAGCUGGAGAGCCAGCUGAUCCUGGCGACCGCCGAGCCGCUGUGCCUGGAGCCGUCCGUCUCCGUCGCCUGCGCCGCCAACCGGCUGCUCUACAACAAGCAGAAGAUGAACACGCACUCCAUGAGAAGGUGUUUUAAGAGACAUUCCAGGGCCGCUCUGAACAGACUGCAGGAGCUGUCCCAUUCCCCCACGCCCCCUCCGCUGCUCCUGUACGACUACCUGCAGAAGAGGAGGGACAGGAAGCCGGCGCCCUCCGUGGACCUCAAGAUCUCCAGGGCCGGGAACUACGUGGACACAUGGAAACAGAACAUCUGCCAGCUCAAUGCCCCGGCUCAUGUUGAUGUGGAGAAGUAUGCUGUGAUGGAGGAGUCCGUUACGCUGGAGGAGUCGCAGCCUAGUGUCUGGCCUGCACAUGAAGUGAAAGAUGACUACCUUUUCGAAUCAGAAGUGGACGAUGAGGUCCAGAAGACGAAAGUCACCAUCUUUCAGUCUGUGGGGGACCCCCUGGUGUACGGGAGGAUAUACAGCACCAAAGAGCCGAAAGAAGAGGAGGAGGGGAGCGACCUGCAUCUCAUCCACCCCCCUUUCCUCAUUGGCUCGAAAAUUGAUGCAGAUCGAUUCCUGAGCCAGUACAAGGAGGUGUAUGAGAGGGAUGUGAAGUGUCAGGUGAAGGUGCUGCACAGUUCUGAAGGUGCGGGAGGCCAAAGCCCCACAGGGACGGAACCAGAGACGGACAGUCUCUCCAUGCUGGUUCAGCCCUCCUUGUUGGGCAAGGGGCUGGAGCACCGGCCUGCAGCCAGCAAACCGCCUGCAGGGUCAGGAGGCUGUUCCUCAGGGAACGCCCACGGGUCACAGCCGCCCAGCAGCCGCCCGAAAUCGACGACCCCGCCGCCAUCCAAGCCCCCGUCCCUCUCCCGGAAACACUCUGCGGAGGUCUGCCAGGCCGGCCUGCUGUCCUCCUCGGCCCUCUCCCCCGUAGGGUCUUCACAAAGAUCGGGGACACCUAAGCCAUCCACCCCCACCCCCACCAACACCCCCUGCACCACGCCCCUCCCUCACGACACCCAGACCUCCAUGCCUGCCACCACCCCCUCUGCCACGCCCACCCCCCAGGACCCCGCCUUGCCUUCCCAGCCUGCCCUGCUCACCCCAUUGGGCCUCAGCCAGGCCCUGCCGGUCAUGACCAUCCCCCGGCCAUCCAUGGCCACCUCCAUCACCACCGGUAGCUCCUCCCCCCCGGUCAUGAGCAGCUCCGCCGGCCUCAACUUCAUCAACGUGGUGGGCUCCGUCUGUAGUCCCCAGGCCCUGAUGAGUGGGUCUAACCCCAUGCUGGGCUGUGGUCCCGCCCCCAUCACUUCGGGGAUCAACCUGAGCGGGAUCCUGCCCCCUGGGGGUCUGAUGUCUGGGACUCUCCCCGCCAUGCAGUCAGCCACCCCUGCAGGCAGUCCGUUCGGCUUGAGCAGUGCCCCAGGCCUCAGCCCCUUGAAUCUCCUCCAGAUCCCCACCGGCCCCGUCAUCUUCAACUCCCUGCAGCAGCAGCUGUCCCAGUUCUCCCCUCAUCAGUCCAGCAGCCAGUCCGCCACCUCCAGCCCCCAGCAGCAGGGGGAGCCGACAUCUGACCAUGGUGUGGGCGGGCCGGACCAGGGCCUGACCAAUCAGCAGACAGCAGUGAUAAACCUGACGGGAGUGGGUGGCUUCAUGUCCCCUCAGGCAGCAGUGCUGUCCCAGCUGGGCUGUGCCCUGGAAAGUUCCGGGCCCGGCCUGCCAGCGCCGGGGCUCCAGCUCUCUCCAGCUUUACAGCAGCAGCACCAGCAGCAGAUACAAUUGCGAUUCUUGCAGCACCAAAUGGCCAUGGUGGCAGCGGGGGCUCAGGCGGCGCUGCCGCGGCAACCUACCGCCAGCCAACCAAGAAGUAAGAGGAAACGCAGCACGCCGCACGCCUUCUCCAAGUCGUGAACUUUACCGCGAGCCGCCACGCAAGGACUCUGGCUUUUCUCCCCUUGAAGACUUUGUCCCCUCACAGUCCUCUGUACCUGCUUUUGCAGGGCAUCUGACACAUCAGUCACACGAGAACCUAAGAAUUUUUUAAAAUAAUCUUUUUAUUUAAAUACUAUUUAAAUUUUUGUGUAGCUGAGAGAAGGUGUGUUCAUUGGACUGGAUUGGCCAGAAACAGGAUGUCCAUAUUAGGAAGCCAAACGGGAGGAUCUGGAAGAGAGAAAUGUUUUUUUUACUUCUUCACAGUGUGUGGUGAUAUCUGUUGGAGGACUCUCUUUGUCAUUUAAUUCUGUGAAUAUGGAGUGUGUGUUUUUAAAAAAUCAAACUUGUACCCACGCCCUUGAUGAUCGUGUCCAGAGACCGAUGGGUUUUAGGCACGGGGGUGACUUUCACUGAUCUUGUCAAAUACGGGACGUUAUUUAAUGUGCAAUCUUGUACAUCGUUUGCAUUUUAAUGCAGCCAUUUUUAAGGCUUAAUGUUUCAUUCGCGAGAGCGAAAGUGUGUUUGUAAGACCUGUUUGUGUGUGUGUGUGCUGGACACUUUUGGGCCACAAAUGUGAAUUUAUGUAACGGUUGUUCGUCAGCCAUUUUAUUGCGAUAAGGGAAGUAAAUGUGUACACACUGACUGUGUGGAAAAAUACAAAUGCCACUUUUAGGAAAAACGAAAAGCGUCUUGGCUAGCUUGCUGCACUAUUGGUUCUCUGUUCUUAUGGCCCUACUCUGUUAUGCAGCGUUGAUGUUUCUCACCAGAGCAAAACCUCCAUGUUUGUUAAAAGGAAGGGAGUUUGUGAUAUGGGCACCAACAGUACAUGGGACUGCGUUGGCUUUGAUGUAAUUGGUGUCUUUGAGAAAAACCGCAGUAGUGUAACUGUAAUGAAAGCAUCAUUGAAUUACAUGUCAGAAGUAACCGGGUUGUGUGAUGGUGUCCGUAUCGCUGUCAGUCACUGGGCUGGAGGAGUUAACAUCCUGUGUGUCUGGAGAAGGUGCGGAUUGCGGGCACCAGAGGAACCAGCCGUGUAACAUGGACUGGGUGUUGCUCUCCCCCUCUGUGGUAGGUUUGGCUAGAUUUGUACCACUCUGGGGGACUGCCAGCUACACAGACAGCCCUGGCAGGGUCAGGUUUUGACAUCAACGUCACUUCUUUGUGGAGUCUCAGCAGCGUGAGCUCGGCAGCAGUCAGUCUGCACCGAAACCCGACCGCAGGACCUACAAUAACUGAACCAUCAAAGAAAUGACGUUGUGCAGAAACCACAACCGUUAUUAUGAACACAUCAGCCUGCGCACAAAGCUUGUUGGUAAUUAAUCACUGUAAAUCACACGUCGUAAAUUAAGCCGAAAACGGGUCAGCCGCCGUUUUGUUUUGAAACGACUCCCUAACUCGUCUCCUGCAAACCCGGCCCGCGCAGGUGUAUUUCUGCACCUGGAACACGCGCUGGAUGUUCCACGGCUUCGGAACAUUAAACGCUACGGUCAAGCUGAAGUCCUAAGUUGAAUGAAAUGAGCUGUUUCUGACUCACUGAGGGGAAAAAACUCCACGCGGUUUUUUUCAUAGUGCGGAACACUCCAGACCUGGAGAAUGAAUUUAUGACAUCAUGCUGUGAGCGCUGAGCUGUGGCUGCGGUGAUCUGCGAGAUCGCAGGGUGCCGGGAGAGAAUCCGCGUAACCAUGCUUCCGGUUUUAGCCGCAGACGUGUCCCCUCCCGACUAAAGAGGUGCUUGGAUUUGCUCCUGAUGUGUAACUUAAAAAAAAAAAAAAAAAUCCACUAGGUGGCAGUGUGUUAUUUAAGUGGUUCUAUUAAAAGUCUUUUUUGUGUGUGUGUUUUUA